Messenger RNA from Vanessa tameamea, 806 nucleotides. RefSeq lists its product as uncharacterized. Bases 21 to 749 code for a protein of 242 amino acids. NCBI's taxonomy places the organism in Eukaryota, Metazoa, Arthropoda, Insecta, Lepidoptera, Nymphalidae. The transcript has 4 exons. The record is from RefSeq and is a predicted model, not a curated record.
UCUUCCGUCGGCCUCCCAAAAUGGUUGCUAUCUACUUACUACUGCUGAUCCCUAUUGCCGCUUCCACGGAACAUUCCGGAGCUUACUCAUCGCCGCAAUAUGCGAAGAAGAUGUAUCCAAAGAACUACGAUUCGAGCGCCUUUUUGCCCAAAGAGACUGCAUCAAAUUUCAAGAGUCAAAGCGCAGCCGAUAGAUACGACAUUGAUGCUAACGAUACAUCCAAUUACGCAAGAUCUUCGUUCCUUGAUACGGCUGGAAACUUCCUAAGCGGGACCGGAGGUCAAGUUGUGUCAAGCCUGGCUAAGGACUUCAUUGCCAGAUCCACGGGGAGUAGCCAGGUUCUUAGUCUGAACCUAACUAACCUGGUGAUACUGAUCGUGCUCAAAGCAUUGAUACUAGCGGCUGGUUUCUUCGGAGCCGGUGCUUGGAAAGGAAAUCAUUAUGGAAGAAGCUUGGACGAAAACAAAAAUGCCAACUAUCUAACUGAAGAUGAAAUUAUGUUGUACCUGAGCUACCUCACCGGACAACAGAGCCAGGAUUACGGCUGUCUCUACCGCUUAUCUUGUCAGAAGCCACAUCAAGCAGCGCUCUACGCUUCUGGCGCCGAACUGUUGUUGCAGGGAACUAAAUUGUUUCAAGGUAACAGCAUCGACCUGGAGCCCUACGAGGACAUUUCGAACGGAAUUAAAGAGGCUGCAACAUGGGGCGAACGCGGGCUGCCUUGUCAGACGCGCUACCAGUGCGCAUAGCACUAUUUUAUAGCUUUAGAUCUGCAAAAAAUUUUAAUCUCUGAAAAUGAAUUUUAU